CUUUAAAAUAAUUUACCUAGUUGGAACCAGUCGCGCGUUCACGUCGGUCGCCUCCCACUUCGACGCACUUCGACGCCUGAGGUCGAAAUCAGUCGCCAACCCUAUAACCUUCUCGACGAUGCCCUGACUAUCUCGAUUACACCGUCGACCUGCAGACAUUAUCUGCGAGCGAUCGCGCACAACCACAAUCGCUGGGAUAUUUCUGUUGAAAAUGUCGCCAAAUGGCCUGACCAAUGGCAUCCGAAGUGCCCGACAACCAGACCUUCACCUUGUUACAGAUGAAGACGCAGUCUACGAACAGGAUAUCCUACGAGACCCAGGCAGUACAAAACCAUGGCUAGCUUACAUUCAGUUCAAGCUCCAGCAUGGCACCCCCCAGGAGCAGGCCUUCGUUCUCGAGCGGGCUUGUCAGCAACUACCGAGGUCGUACAAGCUUUGGAAGAUGUACUUGCAAUUCCGAACCAAGCAUGUCUCGAAGCUGAACGCUGCCGUCUUCGCUUCCGAGUACAAGAAGGUCAACGCCCUAUUCGAGCGAGCACUAAUCCUGCUCAACAAGAUGCCAAGAAUAUGGGAGUUAUACCUGAAAUUCUUACUGAAGCAGCCUCUCGUUACUCUCACUCGGCGCACCUUCGACCGAGCACUACGAGCCCUUCCUAUAACCCAACAUAACAGAAUAUGGGCGCUAUACAGGCCAUUUGCCAACUCUGCCUCUGGCAUCACGGCAGUCAAGAUUUGGCGGAGGUAUAUGCAGGUUCAUCCUGAAGAUGCCGAAGACUUUAUCGAGCUUCUUAUUCAGGUUGGCCUUUACACCGAGGCUGUAAAGAAGUACAUCGAUAUCUUGAACAACCCGCGAUUCAACAGCAAGCAAAGUAAAGGCCAUUACGAGUUAUGGAGUGAGAUGGUCGAUUUGCUCGUAGAGCAUGCCAACGAAGUUGAGACUGGCCACGAGACUGGCAUCGACGUCGAGCGAAUCAUUAGGAGUGGUAUCGACAGAUUUGCCGAUCAAAGGGGGAAGCUCUGGUGUGGUCUAGCGACAUAUUGGGCGAAAAGGGGGAGCUUCGAACGCGCAAGGGACAUCUUCGAAGAAGGCAUUACGACUGUUAUGACUGUUCGAGACUUUACUCUCAUCUUCGACAGUUAUGCUGAAUUUGAGGAGUCCAUCAUCGGCGCGCUGAUGGAACUAGCAUCCGAACGUACGGAAUCCGGCAAAGUUGACGAAGAUGCCGAUUUUGAUCUAGAUAUACGCAUGAUGCGAUUCGAGCAACUCAUGGACCGACGGCCAUUCCUACUCAAUGAUGUAUUGCUACGGCAGAAUCCCAACAGCGUCUCGGAAUGGGAAAAACGAGUGGCACUUUGGGGAGAUAAUAAAGUCGAGGUUGUGCAGACAUAUACCGAUGCUAUUGCCGCGAUCAAUCCCAAGAAAGCAGUGGGACCCUUUCACCAGCUGUGGGCUAAUUACGCCAAAUUCUAUGAGAAGGGGGGUGACUUGCGAAGUGCGCGAGUCAUUAUGGAGAAGGCCGUCAAAGUUCCUUUCAAAUCAGUUGCGGAGCUGGCCGAUAUGUGGAUCGAAUGGGCUGAGAUGGAACUUCGCAAUGAGAACUUGGAUGAGGCAGUCAAGAUCAUGACAAAGGCCGUGCAAGCUCCGAAGAGAUCAACAGUCGACUAUUUCGAUGAAACCCUUUCGCCACAACAGAGGGUUCAUAAGAGUUGGAAGCUAUGGAGUUUCUAUGUCGACCUUGUAGAAGGCGUCGGCACUCUCGAAGAGACAAAGAAGGUAUACGAACGAAUUUUCGAGCUUCGUAUUGCUACACCACAAACUGUUGUCAACUACGCCAACCUACUGGAAGAAAACAAGUACUACGAAGAAUCCUUCAAGAUCUACGAGAGAGGACUUGACCUCUUCAGUUACCCUGUCGCCUUCGAAUUAUGGAAUCUAUACUUGACAAAGGCGGUGGAUAGAAAAAUCGGAAUCGAACGGCUUCGCGACCUCUUCGAGCAAGCAGUUGAAGAUUGCCCUCCUAAGUUCGCUAAGACGUUAUAUCUUAUGUAUGGCAACCUUGAAGAAGAAAGAGGCCUGGCAAGGCAUGCUAUGCGCAUUUACGAAAGAGCGACUCGUGCCGUAUCAGAUGAAGACCGCGCCGAUAUGUUCAACUUCUAUAUCACCAAGUCAGCCUCGAACUUUGGAGUCCAGUCCACAAGACCGAUUUACGAAAGGGCCAUUGCAGCCCUUCCCGACGAAGAGGCUCGGGAUAUGUGUCUGAAGUUCGCCGACAUGGAGAAACGGCUGGGUGAAAUCGACCGUGCUCGCGCCAUCUACGGCCACGCAUCUCAAUUCUGCGACCCGCGCACCAACCCCGCGUUCUGGACCAAGUGGGAGCAAUUUGAGGUGCAGCACGGUAACGAGGAUACAUACAAGGAGAUGCUACGGAUCAAGCGCAGCGUGCAGGCACAGUAUAACACGGAUGUUAACUUUAUUGCAUCGCAAGCCAUCGCACGCGCUAACCAACGAGGAGCGGGUGAAGGUACCAAUGGAACAGGAGACCCCGAGGUCGCCGACGCGAUGGAGCAACUCGAACGGCAGGCCCGGGCACCGGCAGGAUUCGUGGCAGCGAGCGCAGGACUCGCAGGGACGAUCCAAAAGGAGCUGCCUCCCGUUCCGACAAAUCCAGAUGCCAUCGACAUCGAUGACAUGGACGACGAAUGAGACGAUAUUAGUUUCUAAUCCCCCCAGGUGGUUUUGUACUGGUUCUUCAUAUUUUCAUUUGGCAUAAGGUUGAAGGGAGCUUAGGGAAAGGGAAACGGAUGACAAAUCCAAUCAUCAUCAUUUAACGGGCAGCAUAUUCCGUUUGUCAACGUGUGGUUUUUUUCCUUAUCUUAAACUUCUUUCCUCUUUUCUUUUGCCGGUUGUUGACGGUUUUUUUUACCUUGCCGGUGGCAUAGCAGCAGAGCAAAGCAGAGCAGAUACCUAACUACCCUUCCAUAACCUACCUUACUACUACCUUCCGUACCUACAUAAACAACU
Annulohypoxylon truncatum is the source of this 3022-nucleotide messenger RNA. RefSeq names its product TPR-like protein. The record is from RefSeq and is a predicted model, not a curated record. Gene Ontology annotation, biological process: mRNA splicing, via spliceosome; generation of catalytic spliceosome for first transesterification step. Gene Ontology annotation, cellular component: post-mRNA release spliceosomal complex; U2-type catalytic step 2 spliceosome; Prp19 complex. Lineage: Eukaryota; Fungi; Ascomycota; Sordariomycetes; Xylariales; Hypoxylaceae. Gene Ontology annotation, molecular function: protein binding. The coding region runs from base 212 to 2704 and encodes 830 amino acids. The transcript has 3 exons.